Chelonia mydas (Green sea turtle) is the source of this 4716-nucleotide messenger RNA. RefSeq names its product calcium voltage-gated channel auxiliary subunit gamma 7 (gene CACNG7). The record is from RefSeq and is a predicted model, not a curated record. Gene Ontology annotation, molecular function: voltage-gated calcium channel activity; channel regulator activity. Gene Ontology annotation, cellular component: AMPA glutamate receptor complex; postsynaptic density membrane. Bases 289 to 1116 code for a protein of 275 amino acids. The transcript is spliced from 6 exons. Gene Ontology annotation, biological process: regulation of AMPA receptor activity; calcium ion transport; neurotransmitter receptor transport, postsynaptic endosome to lysosome. NCBI's taxonomy places the organism in Eukaryota, Metazoa, Chordata, Testudines, Cheloniidae.
AUCCCUCCGCCGGGCCCUGGUCCCUUCUGCUGCCCCCCCCCCCCCCACUGCUGCAUCCCCCCGCCCGGGUCUCCGGCUCCUUCCCCCGCUGCUGCGGCUCCCGGAGGAGAACCCCCCCCCCCCCAGCCCAUGGCUCUUCGGGGCCGGGGGCGCCGCAGCCGGGGGGUCUGAGGCCGGCGCAGGAGCGGAGCGGCGGGGGCAGAGCAUGUGGGGGCCGCCGACCGGCCAGCGCCCCCGGGAGUGAGGGCAAGGUCCGUGUGCUGUGUGUGGCGCCCUCCGUCCCUUAGGAUGAGUAACUGCAGCAGCCGCGCGCUCACGCUGCUCAGUAGCGUGUUCGGGGCGUGCGGGCUGCUGCUGGUCGGCAUUGCGGUCAGCACCGACUACUGGCUCUACAUGGAGGAGGGCAUCGUUCUGCAGCAGAACCAGACCACCGAGAUCAGGAUGGCGCUGCACGCCGGGCUCUGGAGGGUCUGCUUCUUCGCUGGCCGGGAGAAGGGCCGGUGCGUGGCAUCAGAGUAUUUCCUGGAACCCGAGAUAAACCUGGUGACAGAAAACACAGAGAACAUCUUGAAGACAGUUCGCACGGCCACCCCCUUCCCCAUGGUCAGCCUCUUCCUUGUCUUCACGGCCUUUGUCAUCAGCAACAUCGGCCACAUCCGGCCCCAGAGAACCAUCCUGGCCUUCGUCUCUGGCAUCUUCUUCAUCCUUUCUGGCCUGUCUCUCGUGGUGGGGUUAGUUCUCUACAUCUCCAGCAUCAAUGACGAGGUGAUGAAUCGGCCCAGCGGGUCAGAGCAGUAUUUCCACUAUCGCUACGGCUGGUCCUUCGCCUUCGCAGCCUCCUCCUUCCUCCUCAAAGAGGGUGCCGGCGUGAUGUCCGUGUACCUGUUCACCAAGCGCUACGCGGAGGAGGAGAUGUACCGCCCCCACCCAGCCUUCUACCGCCCGCGCCUGAGCGACUGCUCCGACUACUCGGGCCAGUUCCUGCACCCGGAGGUGUGGCACCGCGGGCGCAGCCCCUCCGACAUCUCCAGCGACGUCUCCAUCCAGAUGACCCAGAAUUACCCCCCUGCUAUCAAGUACCCCGAGCACAUGCACAUAUCCACCUCCCCCUGCUAGGCCAGCCUCCCCCACCCCUGACCAUCUCCCACCGGGGCCUGCCAGCCGCCCCCCACCCAGAGACUGUGCAGAGGGGGCCCACCCGUGGAUCACAGACUGGGUGCUACUGGACUGAAACCUCUCCUUGUCCCCCCUUUCUCGCUCCCUCUGCACUGUCCCCGGAGGCCUCCCCCAUUUGGCCAUUUUGGCGGCAUUCGUGACAGGAAGUCACCCCAUCGGCCAUUUUGGUUGCCACAGGAAGGUGCCGGGAUUCCCAACAGGAAGCCACCUGCCAGCCAUUUUGUUUGUUAUCAUCGGGCCAGCCCCAGAUACUUUUUUUGUCCCCACAAGGGCCAGUUCCUAACAGGAAGUCACCCCUCCACCAUUUUCUCUGUCCCUGCUCCAAUCCCUUCCUCCCAGAUCCUGACAGGAAGUGGCUCCUCUGCCAUCUUUUUUGCCCCACAAUGGCCAACCCUGGUUAGGAAGCUGCCCCUCUGCCAUUCUGGUUGCCAUUGCACCAGCUCCCCUUGGUAUGGAUCCUGAGAAGAAAUGGCUCCUAACGCCAUUUUCCUCAGUUCCAGAAUGGCCAACCCUGACAGGAAGUCACUCAUCGGCCAUUUUCCUUGUUGCCAUGCCAGCCCCUUCCCCCCCCGCAGAUCCUGAGAGGAAAUGGCUCCUCCGCCAUCUUUGCUGCCCCACAAUGGCCAACCGUGACAGGAAGUCACUCGUCGGCCAUUUUCCUUGUUGCCAUGCCAGCCCCUUCCCUCCCCCCGCAGAUCCUGAGAGGAAAUGGCUCCUCCGCCAUCUUUGCUGCCCCACAAUGGCCAACCGUGACAGGAAGUCACUCGUCGGCCAUUUUCCAUGUUGCUGCACUAGUGUCCUCCCCCCCCCACGCCCCGAUCCUGAGAGGAAAUGGCUCUUCCGCCAUCUUUGUUGCCCCACAAUGGCCAACCCUGACAGGACGUCACUCGUCGGCCAUUUUCCUUGUUGCCAUGCCAGCCCCCUCCCCCCCCGCAGAUCCUGAGAGGAAAUGGCUCCUUCGCCAUCUUUGCUGCCCCACAAUGGCCAACCCUGACAGGAAGUCACUUGUCGGCCAUUUUCCGUGUUGCUGCACUAGUGUUCCCCCUCCCCCCCCCCCCCCCCACCCCAUCCUGAGAGGAAAUGGCUCCUCCGCCCUCUUUGCUGUUUUCCAAAUGAACCAGAUGGGGGAACUGCAUCAGCAAAUGGGGACACAGAGAAGGGCCCCAGGCCACUUGCUUCCCUUGGAAGCAACCCGACCCAGAGAGAUGAAUCAAGGGGAGCUGGAAAUAUAGACACCAAGGUCCGGCUAAAGCAACCGCGGCGGCUGGCUGCCAGCAGCUCGCCCUCAGAGACCCGCUCCCCCCUCGACCGCCAGAUCGGGGCCCCGUCUUUUUGGCUUCCCUCCGCCGAAGAACGGUGGACGAAGCCCUUUUCUUAGCAAGCGUGGGCACGACCGCGCCGUGCAUUAGCCCGGCCCAGCAACGGCCACUGUUAGCCCAGCUUCAGGCCAGCUGCCCCCAGGCUCUGCUUUGCUCUUUCCUUUCUUUCGAUUUGCUUUCUCCUUCCAUUCUUCCUGUCUCGCCCCCCUUUUUUCUUUUCCAUUUCCCGGCUCUUUCCUUCUUCCUCUCUUUGCCCUCUUUCUUUGGUUCCCUUUUUCUUUCAAUUUCCAUUUGCAAGUUUUCUUUGAUUCCUUCCUCUCUCUGCCCUCUUUCGUCCAGUCCUUCUUUUGUCCAUUUCUCUGCACUUCUUCUCUAUUGACUUUCUUUAUAUGUCCAUUUACAGGGUUCUUUCCCCCCCCCCUUUUGUUUUUCUCUUCCUUUCUCUACCCUCUUUUGUUCUUUCUCUGUUAGUUCCCUUCUCCUUUAGCCACCUCCGCCCGCUGGGGUGCAUCUCAGGCUGCAGUUCUUUUGCCGCGGUGACUGUGUUUGUGUCUGUAGAGGUGGAAGGUGUCUCCAUCCAUGCAGAGAUGAGGAAGGAGCCAAUAUAGUCGGAGGAGGAGAAGGAUGCCAGUGGAGAGACGGAGGAAGGGAAAAUAGGGGAGGGGGAAACAUGAGAAUGAAGGGAAGGUGGUUGAGGGAGGUGAGGGAGGGAAGAAAAGGGGUAGGUAAUAGAUACCUGGCGCUUCAGGGGUGGAUCAGUGCAUGGAACUGGCAUCACAGCUGGGUUUGGGCACCUUCUGCUGGCUGGGCCCUGCCAGGACCCAGGACUCUUGCUGUGAACUUGGUUGGUACUGGUCGGUCCCAGUCCCGUGUGGGUAUUUUUGUGGGCUCCUUUGACAAGGUCAUCUGUACCUGGCUCUGCGAGCUUCCCCACGGCAGUGCCCCCAGCUGGGGAGGCUCCAGUGUUGCGAGCUUCCCCAUGGCAGUGCCUCCCAGCCAGGGAGCUAAAGGAGAAAAACCCUCCUCAUCUCUUGUCAUGAUGUUGGGACUCUUACAUACAGAGGAGCUGCUCUUAUGGCAUCCAACAGAGGGCGGUAUCUGCUUGGGGGAACCCAGUUCUGGGAGGGGGGUGGGGUCUAGUGCUUAGAGCAGAGGGGCUGGGAGCCAGGACUCCUGGGUUCUAUCCUUGGCUCUGCACGGGGAGUGGGGUCUAGUCGUUAGAGUGGGGAGGGGGCUGGGAGCCAGGACUCCUGGGUUCUAUUCUUGGCUCUGAGAGGGGAGUGGGGUCUAGUCGUCAGAGUGGGGAGGGGGCUGGGAGUCAGGACUCCUGGGUUCUAUCCUUGACUCUGAUAGGGGAGUGGGGUCUAGUGGUCAAAGCAGGGGGCUUGGGUUCGACCUCCAGUUCAGGUAGGGGAGUGAGGUCUAGGGGAUAGAUCAGAAGGGGGGGGGGAGUUUGCAUACCCUCAGGGAGCGGGAGACACCAACUUUUGCCCCCGACCACUUAAAGGGCCAGAAAUCUCCUUACUCCACCUGUAGAAAUCCCACCUUCUGUUCUUGAAUGAUCCUGGGGAUCAGGGGACCCCUCAGCACUUAGACCUGGCAAAGGGAUGUUGAAGAGGAAGGUCAUGGCACCCCCACCCUUGGGAGCCGGUGGCAAAGAAAGGGUUAAAAGUCUAGCAAGAAAUGGCCCCUCUGCCCAGGGCAUGGGGGUGGGGGGGAAUGAAAGCUAACUAGCUACAUCCCCCCCCUCCAAUCAGUUUGAAUGGGGGGAGGCGGUGAUGAAAGGGUUAACCAUAUAGCUCCAUCCCCCCCUCACCAGGAAUGCGGGCGGGGUGGGGGGGAGAAUUGUAGGGUUAAAAAUAGCACCACCACCCUCCCCCUGCACCCUGAAGCAAUGGGGGAUCCUGGCAGUGCAGGAGUUAACACACAGGGGAGCAGAUAGUGGGGGGAGGAAUUCCCCACAGGUGUGGUGACCCCUAUUGCGGGGGGGAAUCCGGCUGGUAUCUGUGACGGGGGGAAGGUUCCUAGCCUGGGGGGUGGGAUGGGGGGACAUGCAUACCACACCAGUAACUAAGGAGAGAUCCCUUUUUAUUGUCAUAUAUUCUUCCCCCCCCUCCCCGUGCUGGGGGUGUGUGGCCCGGGGCCAACCCCCCCCCCCCUUAUUUACUCUGUACCAUAUGUACAUAGGACUGAGAGACUGCAAUAAACUUUAUUUCAAACA